AUGCUGGCGGCAAAAAGUCCUGCUGAUGGUACUCCAAGAAGACCUGUUUUAUCUGUCAGUGCAAGAAAAAUUAAAGACAAUGCAGCAGACUGGCAUAAUUUAAUGAUGAAAUGGGAGAGACUGAAUGAUAAUGGAUUUAGUACGGCAAACAAAAUAGUCAACAUGAAGAUCAGUGAGCAAUUUCAAGACAACAAACUGGAGAUAGCAUGUGAUAACAGUGCCACAGAAUCUGAAAAGCCAACUCCAAAAUACAAUGAAGAACUGGACAAUUGCUGUGCAGAAUUACUUGAGACCUUAAAGCAUAUGACAAAAAUACAACUGAAAAUGGAAAAGCUUACUUCGACUACUAAAGCAAUCUGUGAUUUGGAAACAUUCCACCAUGGAGCUGGGAAUUGCACAGCACCCUUCUUUCAUACAUGGCCCACACCGUACUUCUAUGAGGUUUCUCUGAAGCUCUCUGAAAUGUACAAGAAGGAACUACAACUCAAGCAAACAAUUGUACAAGAAAUUGCUCAUUCUGCUGACCAGGAUCUGAUGAUGGUCUAUUUAUCAUCAUGGUUAUACCAGCCUUACAUUGAGAACAGCAGCAAACUACUGCUUGAAGCCAUGCUGCUGGAAACAGGACAUAGACAGUGCUAGAAUUUCAAGUGUUACAUGGCUCACUUCUAGUGAUGCUUACGUGAAACUGAAAUGGCAAAUGGCAAGGCUUACCAAGUAAGUUGAGUCUUUGUAAAACUUAUUAAAAAUAUUUUUCUCUAUUUGCAUUUAUUA
This is a messenger RNA of Nipponia nippon (crested ibis), 771 nucleotides long. It is a transcript of the gene CINP, whose product is annotated as cyclin dependent kinase 2 interacting protein. Lineage: Eukaryota; Metazoa; Chordata; Aves; Pelecaniformes; Threskiornithidae. The record is from RefSeq and is a predicted model, not a curated record.